UACCAUAAAGCAAAAAGGGAAACCCACAACCCUCAAUAUUAUCAAAAUCUCCAAUCCGGCUUACCUUCACUCUUCCUCUUUCAAAGUGAUUUCCAACUGCACAAGCAAAGUAUACCCCAUCGCCAAAUCUUCUUCACCCUCUUCCUGCUGCUGACUCUCACACUGACAUGGCUGAGCUCAAAUUGCUGGUCACCACCACCAUGUUCCUCAUCACAGUCCUAGUAAUGCCGCCGAACUCGGCCACCCUCCACGUCCCCACGUGCCGAUCCUACUGCGGCAACAUCACCGUCGACUACCCCUUCUCGCUACAGCAGGGCUGCGGCCACCCGGGAUUCCGGGACCUCCUCUUUUGCAUCAAUGAUGUCCUCAUGUUCCACAUCUCCUCGGGGUCCUACCGCGUCCUUGACAUCGACUACGCCUACCGUUCCCUCUCCCUCCACGACCCUCACCUGUCCACCUGUGACUCCAUCGUCCUAGGCCGCCGAGGCAACGGCUUCUCUGUCGAGCCCUGGCGCAGCCCCUACAUCUCCGCCUCCCCCGACAACGUCUUCAUGCUCCUCGGCUGCUCCGCUGUCUCCCCACUCUUCCAGCUUCUCUUCUUUCAGGGCUUUGCCGACCGCCACUUGCCGUGCCGGAACGUCUCGGGGAUGGGCUGCGAGGAGUACUACGACUGCCCAGCGUGGGACUGGGUCGGCCGGGGCAAGGCCGGGUCGAGGUUCGGAUCGGGCCCACCAGAGUGCUGCGCGGUGUCGUUCGAGGCGAUCAAGGCCAUCAACUUAACCAAGCUUCAAUGUGAAGGCUAUAGCAGCGCAUACGCUCUUGCCCCGUUGAGGGUCGACGGCCCGCACGAGUGGGCGUACGGCAUACGCGCGACCUACUCGGUGCAAGGGGGCGACGAGUUUUGCGGAGCGUGCGAGGCCACCGGCGGCACGUGCGGGUACAGCGACGUGGACGAUCAUAACGACGAUGGGGUCAAGCAGUUAUGCAUGUGCGGGGGCUCCAAUUCCACCUCCAAUUGCGAUUCAGGUGGGUCAUCAUCAAAUAAAGGAACAUGGUCUCCAUUGAACAUCUUAGCAGGUUUCAUGAUAUGUGCAUCGACCUGGAUAACAUCCCACAAGUAACUAAAGAUCUAUACUCACCCGCAAGAAUGUGAAGGAUAAAUGAGGAUUCUUGACAAUCCUGCUUUGCUUGGAAGAGAGAUUUUUGUUUGCCCUUUUGUUUUGUUUUGUUUUGUUUUGUUUUUU
This is a messenger RNA of Rhodamnia argentea, 1244 nucleotides long. RefSeq lists its product as uncharacterized. NCBI's taxonomy places the organism in Eukaryota, Viridiplantae, Streptophyta, Magnoliopsida, Myrtales, Myrtaceae. Gene Ontology annotation, molecular function: polysaccharide binding. The coding region runs from base 168 to 1121 and encodes 317 amino acids. The record is from RefSeq and is a predicted model, not a curated record. The transcript is spliced from 4 exons.